Molecule: messenger RNA, 1754 nt
Organism: Siniperca chuatsi (mandarin fish)
Lineage: Eukaryota; Metazoa; Chordata; Actinopteri; Centrarchiformes; Sinipercidae
Gene: rbm42
Product: RNA binding motif protein 42
Exons: 12
Coding region: 372-1583 (403 amino acids)
Molecular function (GO): mRNA binding
Source: RefSeq, a predicted model, not a curated record
AAUAAUGCUACUACUAAUAGUACAACCUGCAUGCUAGAAGAAGAACGCAUCAUCAAAGAAGUAACUUAUGCCAACAGUUCAUACAGUAGCUAGUUAAUACUUAUUUACAAUUUAUAAAUGUUUAUUCGUAGUAGGUAACUAGGUUAACUAGCAGUAGCGUAGUAGCGUAGCAGUAAGCGAAUUUCACAGCGUUAACGUUAGUGGUUAGCUGGUUGAUAACAGUAGAGCUAGGUUAAUUGCUUAGCUAGCUUCUGAUGUACUAGCUAACGAUAUUUAGCACUUAGUUAAAAAGCCUAACUUAGCGUGUUAUGUUAACUUAGUCAGCAAGAGGUAACGAUUCAUAUCGAAAACGUCGAAAUUAUAGAUUAAGCAUGGCGCUCAAAUCAGGAGAGGAGCGCCUGAAAGAGAUGGAGGCUGAGAUGGCUCUUUUUGAGCAGGAGGUUCUUGGUGGUCCAGUACCAGUAUCAGGAAGCCCACCUGUUAUGGAGGCAGUACCUAUAGCUCUUUCUGUCCCAGUGGUUCCAGUAGUGCGACCCAUUAUAGGUACCAACACCUACAGACAGGUACAGCAGACAUUAGAAGCCAGAGCUGCUAGCUUUGUUGGUCCUCCACCACCAGCCUUUGUGGGACCAGUCCCUCCAGUACGUCCUCCCAUGUUGAGACCAGCCUUUGUCCCCCAUAUCCUGCAGAGACCUGGUGGUCAGAGGCUGCAGAUGAUGCGUGGUCCUCCGAUAGCACCUCCUCUUCCCCGGCCGCCUCCACCUCCUCCCAUGAUGCUCCCUCCUUCCCUGCAGGGCCAGACACCUCAGGGUGCGUCUCAGCCCAUCCAGCACAUGGCUGCUGCACCUCAGGUCAGUGAUAUGGUCUCGAUGGUGUCAACCCCGACGACAAGACAGGGAGCCCCACCUCCCGUCAAACCAACACCGUCAAUCAUCCAGGCAGCACCAACCGUGUACUCUGCUCCUCCUGCCCCUGUUGGACAUAAAAGAAAUGAUGUUAGAGCUCAGAGACAAGCCAGAAUGGAGGAACUGGCAGCACGGGUUGCAGAGCAGCAGGCAGCAGUGAUGGCAGCAGGUCUAUUGGACAAGAAGGAGAGUGAAGACAGUACCACUGUCAUUGGACCGAGCAUGCCUGAGCCUGAGCCCCCCCACACUGAGCCUAUUGAAAGUGCUACAGAGGACAAAAAGAAAGCAAAGGUGGAGAAGGUGAAGAAAUGUAUCCGUACUGCAGCAGGGACUAGCUGGGAGGACCCCAGUCUGUUGGAGUGGGAUCCAGAUGAUUUCCGUAUAUUCUGCGGUGAUCUUGGUAAUGAGGUCAAUGAUGACAUACUGGCCAGAGCCUUCAGCAGAUACCCGUCUUUCCUCAAAGCUAAGGUGGUGAGAGACAAACGUACUGGAAAGACCAAAGGCUAUGGCUUCGUCAGCUUCAAGGAUCCAAACGACUACGUCAGAGCCAUGAGAGAGAUGAAUGGGAAGUAUGUUGGCAGCCGUCCCAUCAAACUGAGGAAGAGCAUGUGGAAGGACCGCAACAUCGAAGUGGUUCGCAAGAAACACAAAGAGAAGAAGAAACUGGGCCUCAGAUAGUGUUUAUGCAGGUGGCACUGUGUGUGUUGUGCUCCCCAGUGGACAGACAACAGUAGUGUGUGUGAGAGCAUAACUGCUAUUUUGAUCUGUCCAAUCAGGAGAUACACUGAGAUUGUAUAGGUGUUAACUCUUUUUCUUCCUCAAAUAAAAUCCUAAUUUCUAAGUCAUUGA